AUGGAGCGGACGCGGCAUCGGCCGUCUCGUUCUGUGACCCAUGCCCAGAGGGUUGAGGUCGCGGCCGCGCCUCGGCGCUCGGCGCUGCGCGGGGCGCGUCGCGAGGACGACAUCGACGUCGAGCGUGAGGCACGCGACAGCCGAGCGUCGCGCCAAGCGCCCCCGCGCUCGCGCACGCUUGCAAGCUUAGCGCCCAAAGCAAAGGCGAAGGCGGCUCUCAGAACCAACGUGAAGGGGAAGGUGCAGCCGAAAGUGGUGCCACAAGCAGCACCACAGCCAGAGAUGAAACCCAAGCAAGAGGAUUGGGGUCCUUGGCUUUCAUCCAAUCGCAAGAGCUGCGUGCGCGCCAUGUCCAAGAAGCUUCUCCCAGGUCGCAAGCGGGAGGCUGACAUUGCGACUCCCAAGGCCAAGGCCAAGGCCAAAGCAAAGGCCAAGGCCAAAGCAAAGGCCAAGGCGAAGGCAGUGGCCCCGGCACCGGUGGAACCCGUACCGACACCGGACACGGACGAGACACCGGUCAAGAAGGCUCGGUGGUGGGCGCUUCCCGACGUCACCCUGGAGUCCGAGAAGCAUGAGGUUAGGAUCGAGGCGGGGCACGCAGAGAACGCAGAGAACGCAGAGAAUCCGGAGAAGGAGAUGGCGGAGAAGGAGAAGGCCGAGAAGGCCGAGAAGGCGCAGAAGGCGGAGAAGGUGGACAAGGUGGAGAAGGAGCUCUCGACGGGGGAAUCAGAGCACGUGCGGUCUGAGGCACGGGUUCUUCUCUGCGGGGAUUUGGAUGGCGACCUUAACCUGCUCCAGAGGCUCUUGCAAGACUUGAAGGACAACGGCACUGACAUUGAUCUCGUCUUUUGCGUUGGCCGCUUCGUGCCUUCAAGCAUCGAGGUGCCGCGCGAGGAUUUCCUGCGUUCUUGCCAAGAAUUGCAGCUGCCAGCCCCAGUCUUCUUCGUCGAUGUGUCGUGUGAGGAUCUCAUCGCCACAUCUCAGACGAGGGAUGAUUGCAUCCCUCUGGGCCCUCACAUCUUCUUCCUCGGGGCCUACGGGAUCCGGGACAUCGAGGUUUCAGUGCUGAGUUUUCUUCUCGGGAAGAUCCCAGCUUUCCAGGGAUUGAAGGUUGCCUUCCUCUCUGGCAAGCACCGCCCGGAGAGCUACAGGAACCGGAAUCCGGCCCUUUCUUGGAGCCUGACGGUCGUGGCGCUUUGGCUGAAGCGCACAGAGCGUGGAAGUUUUGAGCAGAGCGACUGA
Messenger RNA from Effrenium voratum, 1242 nucleotides. The record is from the annotation of a GenBank genome assembly. NCBI's taxonomy places the organism in Eukaryota, Dinophyceae, Suessiales, Symbiodiniaceae.